UCGAAAUUCCUAGUCGCUGGCUAGCCGUAUGAAUACGCGACGCUUCAACAGUGAAAAUACCUUCCGAACUGGCUGGUUUAACGCAAACGUUCACAGAAGUGGUGUGCGCAUUUGGAAUAAUGUUAAGGUUUUAAACUUGUAAUGGAAAACACAGAGGAGUUGCCGUUUCGAAUAAGCUCUACAGUCAAAGCGUUGAGCUCCGCUCUGCGCGGAGAGCCUGGGACCGUAGCCGAAGCUGGGAGUCUCUAUGGCGGAGGAAGGGGCGCGAGCGAGCCGGAAAAACUAUGGUUUAAGGAAAGCAGCGCCAAAAAUCUCCGUAACCGGGAUUUCUUGUCACCUACAACGGUGCUCACCACGCUAUUCGCAGACGGGCAGGUUCCCCCUCAUGUGAUGGACAGAGUUUUGUCUGCCGGAGGAAGUGGGGUGCUGCCCAUUGCAGGUGGUGAGGUGAUAGGCGAGGGGCUCAGGUUGCGCGUUGACCAUGCUGUUACAUUUCGGGACGUGCUGUGUGGAACGUCCAGGUAUAUACAGCCCUCCUGCAAGCAGCAGGGGGGUGUGGUGCUGAAUUGCCCGGCCUUGUACCCCAGACCCAGCCUGCUCACCCCCGACACCUUGACCUUAGGGCAGCUACGGACUGUGCUGCUGGCUGACCACCUGGGGGCGCUACUUCAGAGGCAGGGGUACUCUAUCUCCCGCUGCCCUGUCCUUCCAGAGGAUUGUGAAAUCGUAGUCUUCCUUAAGUUGCUCGGUGUGGAUUGGCCAACGGUGUCUGUCGGUUCAAACAACGUCGAGAGAGAAGAGGAGCUGUGGCAGGCCCUGCAAAAUUCCCCUUACAGAGAGGAAGAAGAGGAGGCAGAGAGAGGGAAGAGCAGGGGUGAAGAACAGGAGACUGAGACGAAUGAGAGGAGAGGGGACGGGAAGGUGGCAGUGAAGAUAAACUUGAAAAGAGUACUUGAGAAAAACAGGCUGCAAGGGUAUGACCCCAAUUUAGGCACCUACACCGUGCAGAGGGACAGUGUGUCUCAGCUGGCCCAGCUCCAGAAGGCUGUAAUGGGCUUUCAGGUCCCUGUGGCGGCCGUUGUCCAUGUCACAUCCUGCCAGGACGAGUUUCGCCAGCAGCAGAUGGCCAUGCUGUGGAGAGCUGGAGGUGCCACAUUCACACAGAAACACUUGGUGUGUGGACCAGUGAAGACACCUGGGUCUCAGCUCAGUGCCACCCAGUACAUUCAGCUGAGAAGAGUGCAGAUGAAAGAGGCAUCAGAGAUGAAGUAUGGGGCACAUGUUGAGGGACAGGCUUGGGAUGACAUCAUCAAGGUCAUGACCUCUGCAACAGUGAGGUUUGAGCUGCUGUCCACAGCCCACACAAGUCCUGUCACCCUGGAUGUGCAGAGGGAGGGAGGUGUGUCCACAAAGGGUCCAAGAGGCGGGGUCUUUGUGAUGUACAACUGCGCCCGCCUGCACACACUCUUCAACAGCUACGAGAGAGCAGUGGAGCAGGGACUUUACCCAAAAAUUCCUGAUGGAUCUCAGCUGGACUUCUCGGCCCUGAAAGAAGAGGGAGAGUGGCUUCUGCUGUUUAAUUACCUCAUUCCCUUUUCCGAACUACUGGACCAAUCGGGACAAGCACUGGAACAAGGGGGAGAAGGGGCUAGAGUUAGUCUAAGGACCGAACAGGUUUGCAGAUUUCUGGUGUCUCUCAGUAAGGAUUUCAGCUCCUACUAUAACAGAGUGCAUGUCCUUGGGGAGCCGAUGCCUCACCUUUUCAACCAGAUGUUCUGCCGGCUGCAGCUCCUGAGCGCCCUGAGAGAGCUGUACCACUAUGCCCUGGACACCCUCCACAUUCCACCAAUACCCCAGCUCUAGCCCCUCUACCUGCCUCUAAUACCCCAGUUCUAGCCCCUCUCCCUUCCUCUGAUACGCAGCUCUAGCCCCUCUACCUGCCUCUAAUACCCCUGCUGUAGCCCCUCUAACUGCCUCUAAUACCCCGGCUCUAGCCCCUCUACCUGCCUCUAAUACCCCAGCUCCUGCCCCUCUACCUGCCUCUAAUACCCCAGCUCUAGUCCUUCUAACUGCCUCUAAUACCCUGGCUCUA
This is a messenger RNA of Megalops cyprinoides (Indo-Pacific tarpon), 2092 nucleotides long. RefSeq names its product DALR anticodon binding domain containing 3 (gene dalrd3). The record is from RefSeq and is a predicted model, not a curated record. The coding region runs from base 142 to 1863 and encodes 573 amino acids. The transcript has 13 exons. Lineage: Eukaryota; Metazoa; Chordata; Actinopteri; Elopiformes; Megalopidae. Gene Ontology annotation, molecular function: ATP binding; tRNA binding; arginine-tRNA ligase activity. Gene Ontology annotation, biological process: tRNA C3-cytosine methylation; arginyl-tRNA aminoacylation.